AUGAGCAAGGGCACUAGCCAUGGCAAAGAUGGCAAGGAAGAAGAGUAUGUAAUUGUUGAAGAGAAAGUAGUCAAAUACAACGGUGAAAUUGCUGUUAAAAGAUACCAGAGAGGAAGGUUCCUUGGUAAAGGAGGAUUUGCUAGAUGCUAUGAAUUCCAAAACUUAGACACAAAGAAAAUUUCAGCCGCGAAGGUCAUCGCUAAAAGUUCCCUGACUAAGAGUAGAGCCAAGCAGAAGCUGAUGAGUGAGAUUAAAAUUCACAGAUCUCUCCACCAUAACAAUAUUGUAGGAUUUGAGCACUUCUUCGAAGACAGUGAAAAUGUCUAUAUCACAUUGGAAUUAUGAUCCAAUCAAACUUUGAACGAGUUGAUCAGAAGGAGAAAGAGACUCCAUGAACUAGAGACUAAAUGCUAUAUUGUACAGAUUAUCUCUGCUCUGAGGUACCUUCAUUCCCACAGGAUCAUUCACAGAGAUCUUAAACUUGGAAAUCUGUUCUUGUCUGCCAAGAUGGAACUUAAAAUAGGAGAUUUUGGUUUGGCAACCAAACUUGAGUUUGAUGGUGAAAGGAAAAGGACUAUUUGUGGUACUCCAAAUUACAUUGCCCCAGAAAUUCUUGAGGCCAAACAAGGUCAUUCAUAUGAGGUUGACAUCUGGUCUCUUGGAGUUAUAUUAUAUACCAUGCUCAUUGGAAAGCCUCCGUUUGAAACUGCAGACGUUAAAACAACUUAUCGUAGAAUCAGGAUGAACGCAUACACAUUCCCCGACCAUGUACAUAUUUCUGAGUCUGCUAAAGACAUGAUUAGUAAGAUCUUAACUAAUGAUCCUGCUAAAAGACCAACCCUUGAUGAACUUUUGAUGCAUGAUUUCCUUUAUAACGAGGGAUCAAUUCCCAGACUUUUGCCUGCUAGUACUCUGGCCUGUCCUCCUUCUGCAACUUACAUCAAGCAAUUCCAGUCAGAUGAUUAUAGCCCAAGAAGAAUCCCUGAUGUCAAGGAUAGGAUCAAGAAGGUAUCUGAAGCUGAGAAAGAGGACACCUCCUCAAGACCAGAAAGCAGGAGCUACAAAGGCCCUAAAGUCUGGGUCAAGAAAUGGGUUGACUACAGUUCAAAAUACGGACUUGGAUACCUUCUUUCUAACACUAGCACCGGUGUUUUCUUCAACGACUCUACAAAAAUAGUCUUAGACACUGAUGGUCAUAACUUUAUUUACUAUGAAAGAAGAUCUAGUGAUAAAAAGGAUAUUGGUACUAGCCAUACUCUUGGAGAUUACCCAAAAGACCUACAGAAGAAAGUCACCCUUCUCCAACACUUUAGGAGCUAUCUCGAAGGAUCUAAUAAGAAAGGCGAAGGAGAAGAGAGUAAAAGUAUUGGUACUGAAAGAAUGAAGAAGGAUGAAGAAGAGAAGAAAACUGAGCCCAAGGCCGAUAUCGCUAAGAAAGAAAUGAGUGACGAUACUGUCUAUGUCAAGAAAUGGAUGAGAACAAGACAUGCUAUUAUGUUCAGGCUGAGCAACAAGGUUGUGCAAGUCAAUUUCCAAGAUCAUACUGAGAUAAUCCUGAGUAGUGAAUCUAAAGUUGUGACAUAUGUUAAUAAGAAGGGAGAGAGACUUACUUAUCCUCUCUCUACAGCAAUGGAGUCUAGCAAUAUGGAAAUGGCUAAGAGACUUAAGUACACAAAGGAUAUCCUGACUCAUAUGCUUCAAUCAAACCAGACAAACAGAACAACAAAGGAUACUACUGACAAAAAAUAA
This is a messenger RNA of Moneuplotes crassus, 1749 nucleotides long. The record is from the annotation of a GenBank genome assembly. NCBI's taxonomy places the organism in Eukaryota, Ciliophora, Spirotrichea, Euplotida, Euplotidae.